Colletotrichum lupini is the source of this 2973-nucleotide messenger RNA. RefSeq names its product N-terminal amidase. The transcript has 4 exons. Gene Ontology annotation, molecular function: protein-N-terminal asparagine amidohydrolase activity; protein-N-terminal glutamine amidohydrolase activity. Gene Ontology annotation, biological process: protein catabolic process. Bases 1 to 2973 code for a protein of 990 amino acids. Lineage: Eukaryota; Fungi; Ascomycota; Sordariomycetes; Glomerellales; Glomerellaceae. The record is from RefSeq and is a predicted model, not a curated record.
AUGAGGAUCGGUUGCCUUCAGUUUGCUCCCCAGGUGGGCGAUGUUGACAAUAACCUCAACCGCGCCGACUCAGUCUUGAGCAAAGCGAACCCCGACGAUCUAGAUAUUCUAGUACUUCCUGAGCUGGCUUUCUCAGGGUACAACUUCAAGUCGUUGCAACACAUAUCGCCCUUUCUUGAGCAUUCCGGCUCCGGAAUAACUUCUCUCUGGGCUCGAACUACGGCUCUCAAAUACAACUGCAAUGUCGUUGUUGGCUACCCGGAAAAGGUCGACGUAUCCGACAACUGGCCAACCAGUCCGGAGUACUACAAUUCGGCCAUUGUAGUCAAUGGGGACGGAGAGACCAUAGCCAACUAUAGGAAGACGUUCCUUUACUACACUGAUGAGACAUGGGCUUUGGAAGGUCAGGCGUUCUUCGACGGCUUCAUUCCUGGGCUGGGAAACGCCUCGAUGGGUAUUUGCAUGGAUCUGAAUCCGUACAAGUUUGAAGCCCCCUGGCACGAGUUUGAAUUCGCUUUUCAUAUACUCGAGUGCGAGUCCAAUGUGGUCAUCAUGUCAAUGGCAUGGAUGACCCGGGAAGAUGCGCGCAUGUUUAGUCGCAUGCCGAACGAACCUGACAUGGACACAUUGACUUAUUGGGUCACUCGCUUGGAGCCUUUGAUCAGAUCAGAAAACGGCGAGGAGGUUAUCGUUAUCUUUUGCAACAGAACUGGUAUCGAGGACGAGGCUGUCUAUGCCGGCACGAGUGCGGUCAUUGGCAUUCAGGACGGUGAGGUCAAAAUCUAUGGUCUCCUGGGUCGUGGCGAAAAGGAACUACUGGUCAUUGAUACCAACAAUGCGCCUUACGCCAAGCUCGUUCACCGCCCCGAACCCAACCAUCCAUCAGUUCUACAUGGAGAGUUGGAGAAGAUGAAUCCAUCACCGGCAUCCAGCACACCGACUGGGUCCGGAAGCUCUCAGUCGUCUCAAACCAACAAAUCUCAACCGAACGAUGCAGCAAACACACCGACCGGCUCGAAGAAGAAUUCCCCAGGAAAGCCUCCUUCUGUUAUUCCUUUCAAAGACUCAGUUGCAAUAAGGAGAGUCAGACCAUCGCCGCAGAUUCAGAUUCCUCCUCUACAGAGCUCAGCGGGGGCACUUAGUCUGGAUAGCCCAAGCCUACCGACCCCCACUGCACCUAGCCCUACGCCACUUUCCAUGCGACCGAAGUUGGUUAUACCGCAAUCUCCAUCAUCGCAAAUCUGGCAGUCAUUCAGUCCUGUUCCCCAGAGCACGCAGUCGACUCAUUCGGUCCGCUCAGUACUCUCAAACCAUUCCGUCACAUCGAAUGGUAGGGCGCCUGCAGAUAGCACGCCUUAUCCCGACAGUGCCCAGCCUCUAAGCGGAUACCCCAGGUUUCCAGAGAGGAUGAUCUAUGACGGCCAGGUAGUGAUUGCUCAAGCCCCUUACAGCCCUAUGACUUCGACAGGUAGCCAGUCUCCUAUGUCGCCUCGUUACUUCUGGCGACCAUCAGACACUCUUCUGAAGACGCCCAUGGAACCUCGUGUUAGGACAGCUGCUCCGGAGCCACCGAUCAUGAAGCAUGCUCCUUCAUCGACGUACCAGAACCUCUCGAUGUGGCCACAGUUUGAUCCUACGGGGCGCUCUCAUAGCUCGAAUACUGUCCGAACCGCCGUCACGGCUGUGACAGCCAAAAAGGACGAGACGGAUUCGAGAAAGCAGAAGAAAGCCGACUCUUCCCGGCGUAAAGAAGCCCAGCCGCCUAAAUCGAGAAGUGCAAGCAAGUCGCGCAACGAAGAACCCUCACUAGCCGCGAAUGGAGCCACCCAGACGUCCUCUACUCACGAUGCCACUCCUGCCCGUCCCUCGUCUCCCAAGUCUCGUCACGCCAGUCGUUCUAGAAUGCGCGACCGCUCCGACUCAGCGCUUGCUCAUCGCGUGCAGGCUGCGGCAAUUACUCAGCACUUGGAAAACAUCUCCAAAAGAGCAGAAUCAGUGAACAGGGAUCGAAACUCCCCGAAUGACACCGAGGCCGUUCAAGUUGAUCGUCCAUCCUCUCCGAAAUCUCGCAACUGUAGUCGUAGCCGUCCUACGAGAAGACUCUCCUCGAUCCUGAUCGCCGCAAGUCCUAGCAUCUUCCCGGACGAUUCUACGCGACCGGCUUCCGCUGCUUUGGUCGAAGGCCCCAAGACGGAACAACCACGGUCCAUGUCUAGAAUGGGACAUCGUGCAAGAAGCGAGUCCAUUUCCCAUGGGGGCAGAAACGCCUCGAGGGAUACACGUACUCGAGCGCGAACCCCGGUGCCCGAUGCCAGAGUUCCAAAUCGACCUGCUUCUCGCACCGCCAGUCGAGGUCGCCAACCCGGGCCGGUGUUCUCACCACCCAAGAUGUCGCCGAGUGAGAGACCUCCGACCGCCAGGGGAAUGUCAGCCACCCAUGCCACUCCUGUGAACAGAAAACGAAGGCCAUCCGCAAACAACACUUCCUCUACCUCUCCUGGCAAUGCACCUGCAGACUUUGAAAAGAUUGAGGCGGUUCUUCACCCCAGCUGUCCAGUUCAUGGGCGACAUUCGACAAGCGGCGUGCGGCCACCGGAGAACGCAGCUACUCAAGAGCCUAGCGAGUCUUCUGACUUGGCCCUCAGGAGAUCUCUCUCGACUCCCGCCACAGCAAACGGCAGUGCGGUCCAGUUCGGGUCGAUAGAGAGCAGCAUUUCGCAAAAUCCACGAUUUUCAGCCAUUGCCAACACGCAGCCGAGCGAUGUGACCUCGCUCUCUGAGACGGUCGGGACGGUUUCGACAACUAGCCGUUCGCCUUCUACACCUUUUUUCGAGCCAAAGACUCCGACUGCCAUGGUGAUCAUUCGGGACCUGGAGGACGCGGCCUUUGGAAUAGCUAGUCAGGAGAAAGAGACUGGCUUGGCGGAGUUGAGGUGCGUGGAUAGAAACUUGGGAGUUUCUGCCGUUGCUUAG